Molecule: messenger RNA, 1138 nt
Organism: Rhodamnia argentea
Lineage: Eukaryota; Viridiplantae; Streptophyta; Magnoliopsida; Myrtales; Myrtaceae
Product: FH protein interacting protein FIP2
Exons: 11
Coding region: 45-971 (308 amino acids)
Biological process (GO): protein homooligomerization
Molecular function (GO): protein binding
Source: RefSeq, a predicted model, not a curated record
UCUUUUCCCUCAACUCUUUCAUCUUCUCCGCAAAGAAAAAAAAAAUGCUGAGAGCAGUGAGCAUCCAACCUGCUGAUUCUUCCUCCAUUGUUCGCCUCAGCAUCGGUGGUAAAAAAUUCUCCACAACUGUGGGCACACUGACUCAGCGGGAGCCUGAUUCGAUGCUAGCAGCUAUGUUCAGUGGGCGCCAUGUGAUGUGUCAAGAUCCUGACAAGGGAGAUGUCUUUGUUGAUCGAGAUGGGAAACACUUCAGACAUAUUCUAAACUGGUUAAGGGAUGGUGUCAUUCCCACUUUAUCAGACUCUGACUACUCGGAGCUUCUGCGUGAGGCAGAAUAUUAUCAACUACUGGGACUAAUAGAUGGAAUUCAUUCCGUCGUGAGUAAGAAGAGGGAAGAGGAUAAGGAUGAGUUGGACUCAGAACUGACAAGAACUGAUAUUAUCAAGUGUAUACAAUCAGAAAGAGUCAGAUUUAGGGGGGUUAAUCUUUCUGGGAUUGAUCUUUCCAAGCUGGACCUGUCACUUGUAGAUUUCAGCUAUGCAUGUCUCAAAAAUGUGUUCUUUUCGCGAGCUAAUUUGCAAUGUGCAAAAUUCCGGGAUGUGGAUGCUGAAGGAUCCAUAUUCCACAAUGCUACCUUGCGUGAAUGUGAAUUUACUGGAGCCAAUCUUCGGGGGGCUUUAUUAGCCGGUGCAAAUCUUCAGAGUGCUAAUCUACAAGAUGCUUGUCUGGUCGGUUGUAGCUUCUGUGGAGCAGACUUGCGAUCUGCACAUUUGCAGACUGCUGACUUAACCAAUGCCAACUUAGAGGGAGCCAAUUUGGAGGGUGCCAACUUAAAGGGGGCUAAAUUAAGCAAUUCAAAUUUAAGGGGUGCAAACCUGCAAAGAGCAUACCUACGCCAUGUAGAUCUUCGAGAGACUCAUUUGGAAGGUGCAAAGCUUGAUGGUGCUAAUUUGCUUGGGGCAUUUAGAUGACUACGAAGAUCGUGAAAAGCUUGUAUAGGUUGAUCUCUUAUUUAUUUCGGCCAAUGACAUGAGUGUUCUCUUGUAUACUGACUUAUACUCUUAUGUUUGGUGAGAAUAAAAAUGUUCUGGUUGUUGGCUGAUGUAGAUAUUUAUAUGGUGCUGCCUAAAUUGUCGUU